AUGCUAAUUGGAUACCCUUCAGAGCGAGUCCGCAAGAUGUUUGAUUCACUUCUGCUGGAAAUAAUUCCGUGGGGUUUUUUUGUUUUUUGGGGUGUUUUUUUUUUGCAGGAUGGCAUCGUUCUCGGGGCGGAUACGAGAGCGACGGAGGGAAUGGUUGUUGCCGACAAGAACUGUUCAAAAAUACACUUUAUUUCCCCGAAUAUCUAUUGUUGCGGUGCUGGAACGGCUGCAGAUACUGAUAUGACCACCCAGCUGAUUUCUUCCAAUCUGGAGCUCCAUUCGCUAUCUACUGGCCGACUGCCGAGAGUUGUCACAGCUAAUCGAAUGCUAAAGCAAAUGCUUUUCAGGUAUCAAGGCUACAUUGGUGCUGCCCUGGUUUUAGGGGGAGUAGAUGUCACUGGACCUCACCUCUACAGCAUAUAUCCUCAUGGGUCGACUGACAAAUUGCCUUAUGUUACCAUGGGUUCUGGAUCAUUAGCAGCUAUGGCAGUAUUUGAAGAUAAAUACAAACCGGACAUGGAGGAAGAGGAAGCCAAACAGCUUGUGAAAGAGGCCAUUGCAGCUGGCAUAUACAAUGAUCUGGGCUCUGGCAGUAACAUAGAUCUCUGUGUUAUAAGCAAGAACAAGUUGGAUUUCCUCCGUCCAUAUGAUGUGGCCAACAAAAAAGGGGAAAGGUUUGGUAGAUACAAGUGUGAAAAAGGAACUACUGCUGUUCUCACUGAAAACGUAGCACUCCUGGAACUUGAGGUGGUAGAUGAAACUGUACAAACCAUGGACACUUCCUGAACUACUCUGUGCAGUGCUUAUGUUACUAGAGACCAGUCUUAGCUAUGUUUCAGUUUUAGAAGCCUUCCUCCAUGAAGAAAAACAUGCAACUGAUGUAAAAUAAAGAGGGUUCUUACCAGUCUAA
Molecule: messenger RNA, 910 nt
Organism: Struthio camelus australis
Lineage: Eukaryota; Metazoa; Chordata; Aves; Struthioniformes; Struthionidae
Source: RefSeq, a predicted model, not a curated record